Frieseomelitta varia is the source of this 1111-nucleotide messenger RNA. RefSeq names its product ejaculatory bulb-specific protein 3-like. The transcript is spliced from 3 exons. The record is from RefSeq and is a predicted model, not a curated record. Lineage: Eukaryota; Metazoa; Arthropoda; Insecta; Hymenoptera; Apidae. The coding region runs from base 158 to 547 and encodes 129 amino acids.
GAAACGACAGAGGUCCUCUCAUAAUGAUCGUGACAUAAUCUAUGCCGAGCUUACGCUGGAAGAAUUGCUCGGUUCGUCAGACGUCUUUUCGCGGAAGAAAAUCAUCGUACCAUUUUUCCUAACGAAUUACGCGUAAUCGAAAAAGCCAGCCACGAAGAUGAAGACUGUUCUGAUUGUUCUCGCUACUGUCUGCUUCCUGCUCGGUGAAGUGCACUCCGAAGACAAGUACACAACGAAGUACGACGACGUGGACAUCAACGCUGUGUUGAACAGCGAGAGGCUUUUGAACGGUUACGUGAGCUGUUUACUUGAUCGUGGUGCUUGCACCCCGGACGCACUUGAACUGAAAAGAAACCUACCCGAUGCGUUGGAGCACAACUGUUCAGCUUGCAGCGAGAAACAGAAGGAGAUCGCUGACAAAAUUUCGCACUACUUGAUCGAUCACAAGGCGGAAGAAUGGAGUCUCCUGGAGGCCAAGUACGAUGCAACGGGUGCCUAUAGGCAGCGUUACCUUCAAGACCGAGUCAAAGAAAAAUCUAUUGAUUAAAACAGCUGUCGCAGUUCAACGUAAUAUUUGCGCGACGUAACCGUAAAUGUCUACACUGUGAUCGGCGAUGAUACAACUUGAAUUUUUCAAACAGUAAAAAAAGAAAAGAGACAAGAAGCGAAGAAAUUAAAAUUUCUUUCAAUCACCACUCGUGUCCAAUUCCUGGCAAAGCGUUCUUCCAAACGAAAUCUAUGAAAAUUGCCACGACCAUUACCAUUAUUCGUUCAGAAAAGCGAAAUUUACAAGUUCGAAACCAUCGCUUGAGAUCCGCUUGAUUUGCAUGCAAUUAGCGAAAACAAUCUGUUGCAACGUCGUUGGGAGACGGGUAAUUAAUUCGUAGCUGUAAUUGAACGGUGAUUAAUGAACCUGCUAAUCUAUCAACUUCAGAGAUAGAGACAGGGCCUGAUUCGCGUCCGAAACCGAAAAGCGGGACCGUGGCUCUAAUGACUGGAGUCUACGAAGAAGAACGGACACGAACGUGUCUCGAACGAAUUCUCGAUUAUUUUCUGAAGACGAUUACUCAUCGUGACCCUUCGACGCGAUAUCUCAUUUUUUUUUUUUUUU